CAUAAGAUGUUAGGAGGUCUUUAUGGUUUGAAUUUUAAGUAGCAUUCGUAUCUUUUCAUGUGUUUAAUAAUACCCUCGUUGAUUACAGGAUUAGGGCUGUUUUAUAUAGAUGAGGCAUUGACUACUUUGUGUGUUUUGUAAUUUUUCUAUGUUGUGAUACCUGCUAUUUAUAUAAAAUUUUUAAGCAAAGAGGGGGAAUUGAGGGGUACUUAGAUUAAUAGAUUAUAGCAUAUCUCAUAAAUGAAUUGGAAGGAAGAUAGGAAUAGAUAAAGAGAGGGCUUUCCCUCUUUAGAAGUGCAUUUGGAAUGGUUUUAUUAUCGUUAAUUUUCACAUAUUAUUGGGAAGAAGAGAUCAUGGAUUAUUUGAAGAUUCCUCUGUUGGAACACCCUGCGUAUAUUGGAGCGUUUAUGUUGGUAUUGAUAAUAUGCAAUCCAUUUUUGGAGGAAUGGUAUUGGUAAUGAAUUGAUAUUAAGUAAGGCGGUUGUUUUUGAUGAAAACCUAUAAGGAGAGUGAGAACUACAGGUCCUUAAUUCACAUAUUCUACACUUUGUUCCAUUUCAUAAUGUUAUUGAAGAUAUUUAAAUCAGAUUGGGAAUUCGCUAUAGGGUUUUCAACAUAUUUCAUGUCAAUUGGAGGAUCUUUCGAGCAUAUCCGAGAAAAGUAUGGAUUCAUUACUUGUCUGAUGGCUCACUACGGGAUGACCUUGGCAGCCUCGCUAGCUUUAUUAGUUGUAUAUAAAUCACAAUUAUAAUGA
Molecule: messenger RNA, 754 nt
Organism: Paramecium octaurelia
Lineage: Eukaryota; Ciliophora; Oligohymenophorea; Peniculida; Parameciidae
Source: the annotation of a GenBank genome assembly